Molecule: messenger RNA, 1253 nt
Organism: Paralichthys olivaceus (Japanese flounder)
Lineage: Eukaryota; Metazoa; Chordata; Actinopteri; Pleuronectiformes; Paralichthyidae
Source: RefSeq, a predicted model, not a curated record
ACUGCAUUCUAAAGUGACUGUCCUCUGUUCAGGUAUUUCCUCCUUGGACAGCAAGGCGUCAGGUAAAAUGGGUGUUCGCGCAGUGGUCUACUACAUGGUGACCACCCUGAUCGCUGUGUUCAUUGGCAUCGUCAUUGUGAUGAUCAUCCGGCCGGGCAAAGGCAGCAGAGACAGUCCUGUGCCAAAAAGCGGAAACAUUGAACCUAUUCAGGCUGCUGAUGCUUUUCUGGAUCUCAUCAGAAACAUGUUUCCCCCCAAUCUGGUAGAAGCUUGUUUCAAGCAGUAUAAAACUGUUUACAAGAAGACGGUUCAUACACGGAACGUGACGGUGACCCUGAACCUCACCGACUCCCUCAACGUGACAGAGUCUAACCUGAGCAUGAACCUCAGCAGGGUGCUGCACACCAUACAGGAGACAGUGGAGGAGACGAUCCCUGUGUCCAGCUCCUCUGGUGGAGUGAACGCUCUGGGUCUGGUGGUCUUCUCCAUGUGCUUCGGUCUGGUCAUUGGCAACAUGAAGCAGCAGGGCCAGGCUCUUAGGGAUUUCUUUGACUGCCUGAAUGAAGCCAUCAUGAGACUGGUGGCCAUCAUCAUCUGGUACGCUCCAGUGGGCAUCCUGUUCCUGAUUGCAGGGAAAAUUGUGGAGAUGAAGGAUCUGGCAGAGGUGGGUGGUCAGCUGGGGAUGUACACCGUGUCGGUCAUUGUGGGUCUCCUCAUCCAUGGCCUCUUUGUGCUGCCAUUGCUUUACUUCAUGGUGACCAGGAGGAAUCCCUACAGCUUCAUCGGUGGUCUGCUGCAGGCCCUCAUCACGGCCCUGGGAACAUCAUCCAGAAGAAUAUUGGAUUUUUUUUCCCACGAGACCUGCCUGUUGGACCAGGUGCUGGAGCUGAUUAUGAACGAGAAGCCCCCCGCAAGUACGAGUCUUUUCCUAAACGAGGACGCGGACAAACCCCCCUUGCCGGAGAGAGGAGACCUGAGGAGGCGUUUGCGCAGGGCAAUGGAGAGGAGAGCCAGCACCAUGAAGGAGAGGAUGAGCUCCAUCAGCAGGGGCAGCGUCAAAGCUUUCCUCAAGAGGAACCUGUUCGUCCUGUUCACUGUCGCGGCUGUGGCUCUGGGUGUAAUCCUGGGCUUUGCUCUACGCCCCCACAAGCUGUCCCUGAGGGAGAUCAAGUACUUUGCCUUUCCUGGGGAGCUCCUCAUGAGAAUGCUGCAGAUGCUGGUGCUGCCUCUCAUCGUCUCCAGUCUGGUCACAG